Molecule: messenger RNA, 1510 nt
Organism: Gregarina niphandrodes
Lineage: Eukaryota; Apicomplexa; Conoidasida; Eugregarinorida; Gregarinidae
Product: 3'-5' exonuclease
Exons: 2
Biological process (GO): nuclear polyadenylation-dependent snoRNA catabolic process; nuclear polyadenylation-dependent antisense transcript catabolic process; TRAMP-dependent tRNA surveillance pathway
Cellular component (GO): nucleolus; nuclear exosome (RNase complex)
Molecular function (GO): 3'-5'-RNA exonuclease activity; nucleic acid binding
Source: RefSeq, a predicted model, not a curated record
AUGGAGGCAUGGUUACGAGAGUUGCAUGAAGAGGUUGGGAAACUGGAGGAGUGUCUGCAGUCCCGCGUGCCGCGCGGCUCAGACUACGCGCUGCAGUGGACUCUGAACAGAGUGGUGAAGCGGAAAGUGGACGCACUAGCGAACGAGACAAUGACAGGUGUAAUGAACCAACUCGCGAAGCUGCUGGAGUGUGCCUCGGCCGAAGAUACCGCGUGCCUGCAGACAAUGGAGCUCAACACACGACGCGUUGAGUACUCACUGAAGCUAGCGCAGCACAGCGGCGUCGGACUUCUUCCCUCGCCUUCGAGCCAGCACCGAAUUCUGCCACUUACUCACAUCCAAGCGGCGAGUGCGGGAGCAUCCAACCCCAGCUUGGGGGCGGCGAGUCGGCGGCCGAGCAGUCCACAACGGAGCAGCGGACCAGUGAUAGACGUCGAGGUGAUAGAUCUUGACGUAGCGCCUGAGGCGACUUCAAAACCGAGACAUGGGUCGACAAGAACGUGUGCGGGGCGGCAGUCGUUGUUCGGGAUGUUGGGUCGGAAGGAUGUUGCGCCGGUGGUGGCUCUGCCGAAACGACGACGGGGUCCGAACUGGAGGUGGCAGUUUGAGCCGCGAGUGUCAGAGAAGGUGCACGCUCUGAGCUCCUUGGCUACAGCGGCAAAAGCAGCACGGCCCGGAUGUCAUCGGCGUUUGGUGCGUUUGGCGAGAGGUUUUGCAAACCGUGGUACGGGUCUCGCGGACUGCACCGAAUACCUUACGUUCGUGCGUGCAUGGUACGAGGCGGUGGGUGCGGAACCGCCUCCUGAGAACAUUUAUGCUGAGGAACUACGUGCUGUCCUUCAGCUCUACGAAGGUAAGGGUGACGCCUGGGGCUAUUGCCUUGAGUCACUCGCCCAACAGACCCUCUUCACCGUAACCUCUCCCAUACCCUACUCUACUUUACGCACCGAUCGGUCCGCUGCGGCGAUUUUGGUGGACAACGAGAAUAGUUUGGAGGAGUUUAUUGACCUGGUAUUGACCAUGCCCGCGGCAGUUGCGGGAACACUGCCGGCAAUUGCGAUGGAUGUUGAGUUCUCCCAGGCCGCUAGCUUUCGCGGCCAGGUCUGCCUAGUCCAGAUCUCUACACAUAGCGCAGACUACCUCAUUGACCCUCUAGCCAUUCCCGCACACGCCAUGGCCAAACUCAAUGCUGUCACCGCUAACCCCGGCAUACUCAAGGUGAUGCAUGGAAUAGACCACGACGUCGUCUGGCUCCAACACGACUUCGGCCUGUACCUCGUCAACGUCUUCGAUACUUACCACGCUGCCCGGGCCCUCCAGAUACCCGGCGGCUACAGCCUCAUGAACGUCAUUCUCACCUUCUGCCAUAUAUCGUUGGAUAAGGCGACGCAGUUGUCUGACUGGCGGAUUCGACCGUUGUCGGAGCGGCAGAUCAUGUAUGCGCGCGAGGACACGCACUACUUGCUGUAUGCGUUCGGGGCGUUGCGGAACGCCUUGUUGACGCGUGCUG